Molecule: messenger RNA, 779 nt
Organism: Vigna umbellata (rice bean)
Lineage: Eukaryota; Viridiplantae; Streptophyta; Magnoliopsida; Fabales; Fabaceae
Source: RefSeq, a predicted model, not a curated record
AUAUAAUCUUCUCAUAAAUGGGCACAUAGACAGAUGGAGUAAGAAACAUAACAGUGUAAGACAGCGGGACUCUUGUCCGUGAGUAGCAGAAGAUGGAGUCUCUGAAAGCAGCUAUUCCAGAAAGCCUGAAGCGAGCGAUAGGGGAUAGCAAUGUUGAAGAUCUUCAAAGCACGUGCACUUUUCUUCAUCGCUUCUUUCUCCACUUCGACCCAUUUCACCAGAUUAUCGCUCAACUGGCUGAUCCAAAGUAUGGUCUGUGCGGUAAGAGUAAGGAAGAUGCCUUGAAAUCCAAGCAGCUUGGUAAUGAAUGCUUCUCCAACGCAGAUUAUGCCAAGGCCUUGGACUGCUAUACUCAGGUUUCCUCGUCUUUUGAAAUUUAUAUUUUCCUUCAACUGUUCUCUCUCAUGUAGGUGAUUGGAACGUGCCGUUCUUUCAUAGUCAAACACCUUUAAUGAAUUGGACUGCUUUAAUGAAUCAGUUCUUUACUUGACCCCUUUAGUAAACAAGUUCAGAACAGUUCGGAACUAGUGUGGAUAUUUUUGUUAGUUUGUAAAAUCCGCUUCUGAAGUGCAUUAUGCAGUUGUUCUUUACUUCUACUUUUCAAAACAUACACCUGUACAUGAUAGCAUACACACAUACCGGACUUGGGCAACUAUAGGAGCUUUUGCUACCGCACAUUGUUCAUGGCAGCAUCUCAAAUAGCAUUGUCAGAGAUGAUAACGGAACUACUAGUACCUGCAAGCAAGUUAUUGUCCCGAAGUCAUAAAUUAAAAAACAAA